AUGAAGUCGAUCAUCAUUGCUUCUCUUGUCGCCUUGGCGAUUGCCGCUUCCCCGGCUUCCUUUCCCGGCUUCGCUAAAAAACUUUUCCCAGAAUUAUCGGAUAAAACUGCAUCACGCCAUGUAGGCUGUAGCCAAAUAUUGAAGAUAUGUCCUGACAAAUCGUUAAAUGGGACGCAACUCGCACCAACAGAGUGGUCUUGUUCGACGUGUUCAACAGUGUUGAAAGAUAUUCUGGAAGUUGUUCAAACCCCAAUACAAAAGAUAAAUGAGAAUGCAGCCAGUUUUUUUUGCAAAAAGGAAGGAGAGGGCAAAUGCAGAAAAUUAUUUUCUGCUGUAAUAACUCUAGUGGGACCAUUAAAGGAUAUUUUCGAAAACCCGGUUUGUUCUCACUGCAUCCAGUAUAAUGUAUAUCUUCAACAUUUACAGAGUACCAUCAACAACGUUUGCAAAAGAAUGAUGCAAUGUGUCGAGUGA
This is a messenger RNA of Caenorhabditis remanei, 474 nucleotides long. RefSeq lists its product as uncharacterized. NCBI's taxonomy places the organism in Eukaryota, Metazoa, Nematoda, Chromadorea, Rhabditida, Rhabditidae. The coding region runs from base 1 to 474 and encodes 157 amino acids. The transcript has 3 exons. The record is from RefSeq and is a predicted model, not a curated record.